GUGAGAACUGCUCAGCAAACAGCCAAUCAGAAGAGGUCUGAAAUCUUGACAUGAGUUUUUCACUGGGCUCCAGUGUCACAGGUUUUUGGUCUACUUUGUGGUCCCGGUUGGUGCACAGCGGGAGGCUCAUUGUCAGUAUUCAAGCAGGACGGCAUGGCCAUUGUAUGUGUUUGCCAAUAUAUGGAGGCUCCGAUGAGUAAGGGGACACAACCAGCCUGAAGCCUCUCAGCCCCUGUCAGCUGAGUCCAGUGAUAGUCUCUUGCUCUCUCUCUCUUUCACUCUCUCUCUCUCUCUUUCUCACCAUCUCUCUCUCUCUCUCUCUCUCUCUCUCUCUCUCUCUCUCUCUCUCUCUCUCUCUCUUGCUAUGAGCUGCCUGGAUGUGAUGUACCACCAAAACUAUGGAGCACACCUCCUCCCUGCAGAAGCGUACAAGUCAACAUACUACAACCACCAUUACCAGCAACAACAACAACAACAGAGGAGGCUGAAUGCUCACAGUAAGAUGCACAACUGUUCGGGCCAGCAACAAGGUGGAGGACGAGGAAUACUAUCCAGAGAUCAGGGUCUUUUUUCGGCUCCUAGAACCGAAUCUGGAUGUGUAUCAAUACAUGAUUUGGAGGUUAAAGAUGGAACUCAACCAGCAGGAGCAGAGUAUCUAAACUCCCGGUGCAUAUUGUUCACCUACUUCCAAGGGGACAUCAGUGAUGUGGUGGAUGAACAUUUCUCUCGGGCCCUCAGUCAGUCCAUUGGACAUAACAGGGAGACGAAGCCGUUCCGGAUGACUCAGACAUCUGCUUCAAGCUCUGCCGGAUCAUGGAAAGAUGGUGAGGCACUUUCAGAUGGUCAGAAAAGUCCAGCAUGGAGCAACACCUAUCCAUCCCACCCUGCUACCUGCCUCCCAUCUGUCUCGGUGUCAGUCCAUCCAGAAUUCUCUCCAAGCCCCAUUUCCCUAAACCACGCUGAUGGAGGUCUGUGGGCUGGUCAUGUGCUCUCCCAAGCCAGCCUCCAACCACUGGCUAGCCUCACAGACAGCUGGACCUACAGCCUGAACCCCCAAAGCCCAAGUGGCUAUCCAAAUGUUCACGAUGUCUACCAUCCUCACCCCCAUGGCCACAUCCAUUCUCGCCAUCACCACCACCACCGACAAAUGUUUCAUUCAUAUCCAAGCCACGGCUCAGCACUAGAGGCGAGGUUUAGUCCUCUUCUGCUGCCUGGUGUGAGGAAUCAGAGCCAGUCAGCAGCCAGUGCAGGGAGUUCCCCACACAGCGAGACUGCAAAGACAGAAAUGGACCCCAGUAGCAGUAGCCCAAUCAUGACUUCAUCAGUCCCUUGGAUCCCCUCACCACUCCAUGGAUCCUUGGAGCUGUAUGAUUCAGCUUAUGAGCAGACCAAAGCUAAGUCAUCAGUUUGGUUCUAAUUGCUGACAUGCAUUAGAGAAAGACUCACCUACACUAAGUGGCACCAUCAAUUAUAACUGCUAAACCAGCACUGCAAUGUACAAUACGGACUCUUCUACUACUGCUCCUGCCUUGUCCACACAGUCUAGGAUCAAGAUUGACUCAGGCUUGAAGUUAACAGGGAUGCUUUGGUCGCAGGAUGUAGCCGAUGAGAGUGAAGCUUCUAUCCACAGACUAGCGGAAGGACGUUUCUUCAAUGUUUUAUUGGCAAAAACAGUGUCAUUUUUUGGGUUAAAGUGGUUCUGUUUCAAGAACUGUUUAUUUGAAUAGCAAAUAUGUACAGUUUUGCCUAAGUGUGUGGGUGUGUGUGUAUAUAUAUAUAUACAUACUAAUUUUUUUUUAUUAUUAUUAUUGUUGUUUUUUUUUUUUGCUGGAUGGUCUGUCCCUGAAUGAUACCUUUGAAUCUUUGCCGAAAGGGAUUAUGUGUCGUAUAUUUUGAUACUGUAAGUAAUAAAUUAUGAAGUUCUAUUUGCAAAUGUAGCCAUUUUCAUGUGUUUACAUUAUUAGGCACAUACUGGAGACUCAAUUUUGCAGUUAAAAAAGGAAAACUCAGUGAGCCGAAAACAAGAUUGAUGAGUAAGCAUGCACAUUUUAUAGUAAAAAAAAUAAAAGGUGCAGCCAAUAAAUAACCGUUUAUUUGAAACACUUGGAUAAGGGAUGUUGCUGUUUCUUUCAAAUGUUUGCAUAUGCAGGAUUCAGAUAUUCCUGACCAACACAGAAGUUUUUACAGUUUUAAACUACUCAGUGAAGGGUUAUUGAAAACCCCUCACAUUGUACCAGCAGUACAAGAGGAAAUAGGCUGCAUUCCACAAAUAGUAUAAGAUACCAUAACAGGUCAGGUUUUCUUUUUUCUUUUUUGCCUCUCCUCACAAAAACAUGGACAUUAACUCACACACAGACAGCCGACAAACAGCAAGAAUGCAUUUGUCCUGUCUGGACAGGAAGUUUACUGGACACGGCAGACAUGGACAGUCAGUGCUAUUCGUGAGCAGGUUUGUUUCUCCUGCAAUAUCACUCAAAGUAGACUUCAUAAAAUAAAUAAAAUAAAACCUCACAUAAAAAUAGGAUAAAUAUAGUGAAAGAGUUUUCAGUUCAAAGAGUUAAUCUUCUGAUGUACAAGUAAGUGUAUGAGCUGAGAACGAAAAACUACUAAUACUCUGUAAGACUAGGUAUGUUUCUUAAGUUAAAAAGCAGCAUUGUCUGAGGAAAAGGUGGUGAGACGCAUCAGCUGGUAUGAUCUACAGUAGCCGCCCACUGACAAUCCAGCCUCUACUUCUCCUGUAUGUGGUUCUAUUUACAAUAUUAGCCAGCAGUAUUUGAGGAACAACAUUUAGCAUUAAGCAGAAAGUCUUAAGUGCAACACAUCAGAGACAGAUGUGGAAAGAAUUGGCUUGGAAUGAAUUAGGAAAUGUUUUAAUUUGAACAAUUGUCUUUUCUUUUUUUUCUUUUUUUUUAAACUACCUUGAGGAUCGAAUCCCAAGAUGCAUGACCCUGAAAAGGAAAAUAAGCAGUGCAAAUUUUAACAAACCACAAAAUGUGCCUCUUGCUCAAUAUUAUGCAAUGACUUUUGAAAGUAAAAACAGUUUGUACGGAAUGGGAAAAGACAAAUACAGUGAAACAGCAAUAAGGGAAGGCAAUUGAGGACAGAUUCUCAUUUGCAAUGCUGACCUGGCUACAGACAGUGGCAGAUAGACAGAGAGUGUGCACAGUAAAACAAAGCAAAAUAAAAGCAAAUACAAAUACAACAAACUGUACAUCGUUACAUAUUUAGAUAAUUCAUUACAUUACAUCAUAACACAAGGUGGAUAAAAGGUUCCUAACAGGCUAAAAAAACAGGUGCAAUGAUCAUGUACGGUAUCACUAACUUUUCAAACAAUAUUUUAUGAUAAGUGUCUUUUAGAUUUUAUUAGAUUUGAAUGUUUGAGUUUUGUUUGGCUCAAUGUUAUCCCUCUGUGGUUCAAGUAAAAGGGCAUGUGUUUUUAAAGUGAAUUUUGUUCACAUAUUAACAGGUAUCUUGCCCAUUUACAAACAAACAUCUCAGCACUCAAAGAUAUAGUCAUCAAUUCAAAAUGAAAUAUAGAAGGGAACAUGUCGGGAACAAAAUGACACAUUUUGAAAAUAAUGGUAACAUUUAGAAAGAUUUAGUUACAUAGAUUGUCUCUUCUCACAGACCACCAAAAUAGCAUUAGCAUGUAGCUUCUGCAUCAGCAUGUUGAGCACUUAUAUGCUAACAGACAUCCCACUGGCACCCUUGGAGCAUCACUCCAGGCACUUCCACUGCAGGAAGAACAAGAAAAUUCUCAAAGACAAUUCUGGAUUCUUUAAAAGUCAGUUGAGACCAUUAAUUAUUCAUAAGUCAGGGCUAUGUCAUAUGUUUUUUUGUUUUUAGAAUGAAUUAUAAAUAAGCUAAUUUUGACAACAUGUUUUCUAUCACGUAAAAAGUGUAGCUGAUGGAAAACAAAGAGUAAGAUUGGGGAAAGUAGUAUAGCCAACAACAUUGAAUGUGUCCAUGUUGCUGUAUGAAUUUGUAAUGACCCUAGUGAGGAUAAGCGGAACGGAAGAUGAAGAUGAAUUUAUAAUAUAAUAUAAUGAAUUAAAAUAAGCUUUCAAAAUAAGUGUGGUUAUUUUGCUGAUUCCCCAUGUAUACUACUGUAUUUAUGUUCACAAACUAUAAAAGGAAGCUUAGAAUGAAAUGAAAAUACAGAGGAAGCAACAAAAUACAUAGCUGCCUAUUUACUGUAGUAAAGAAUUGGACAAUAAUAGAUAUACGAGAGUAAAUGUACUUGGUUACUAACAAGUAUGUGUUUCAAUGAAUAUAGUCUUGUAGCCAAUAAUGUCCAUCUGGGUCUUCUCCUUAUCUGUUUUUUUGCAAGAAUUGCCUCUUUUAAAAUCCAAUACGCUUCAAUUCAGUACUGCAAAAUUGUAUUGGCUUUAAGGAAUUGGAAAAAUAAUUAGAUUGUAUUCUCUUUUUGUGCUGAGCCCCAUUUCAACCCUUGUUGAGUUUAGACUAGGAUUAUUGUGAUUGCUGCCCUUUUCCAACAAUGUAUUAACAAACAACAAUCCACACACUCUAAUGGAAUAUUCGAUCAAAAUAAAAAAUAAACAUGUCCUCCUUGUAAUUAGUCUCCAAAGAUGAGUCAGCAUAAUGCACGAUAGACCAAAUAUGUUUUGAGGUGCGCUUUCAUUGCUAACAUACUGAUCUAAUGAAGGACAUACAGCAACAUGUACACAUUCAAUAUAGUUGGCUAUACUACUUUCCCCAAUCCGUCUUCCAUCAGCUACAC
Messenger RNA from Phyllopteryx taeniolatus (common seadragon), 4741 nucleotides. RefSeq names its product vestigial-like family member 3 (gene vgll3). Gene Ontology annotation, biological process: regulation of transcription by RNA polymerase II. NCBI's taxonomy places the organism in Eukaryota, Metazoa, Chordata, Actinopteri, Syngnathiformes, Syngnathidae. Gene Ontology annotation, cellular component: nucleus. The coding region runs from base 365 to 1417 and encodes 350 amino acids. The transcript has 4 exons. The record is from RefSeq and is a predicted model, not a curated record.